UCGAACAUAGUAAUGUACGGCGAUUGCUCUUUCUACAAGUCCUACUUUGGUCAGCUGCGCGCGAUCUGCGAAAACGGCACUUGGAAAACCAUCGGAAACUGCAUCGAGUACAGUAAACCCCUGGAGGUGCAAGGUGUUCGUCUUGUGAAUGGAAGCAACCCAGCCGAGGGGCGGGUCGAGAUGAAAGUGUUUGACACCUGGGGCACCGUAUGUAGUGAUGACUUUGGGAUGAAAGAAGCGGAGGUGAUUUGCAGAAUGAUGGGAUACUUGCAUGCCAAGUCCGUUGCUGUCAAAGGAAGUUAUGGAAUAGGAACCGGUCCCAUUUUCAUCGACGAUCUCAACUGUGGAGACGAUGCCUCUCAUAUCAACGACUGUGAAUACACCACGUACCAUAACUGUUCUCACGAGCAUGAUGUGUCUGUGAUUUGCACUGGCCAAAAUCGGCAAAAACAACUGUCUAUGAAACACUUUCUGACGCAACAAGGACAGUACGAUCCGACGACUACAGUGCUAUCGAUCAUGCCUCAACCAAUGAGCAUAGUGCAGAUACCAGCUCCAGAAUACCAAAGCCGAAAGGAAAUCGAACAUUACCGAAGUAAUUGUCCGCGAAAAAUAAAAAUAACUUGUCAAGUGCUCUGGACGAUUGUAGAUUACCAUACCAGAUCGAGAAUGAAGUGAGUGUCAUGUGAUGAGUUGACAGAAAUAAGUUUGUUUCUAUCUGCAGUCAUUUGCUUCUUC
Dreissena polymorpha is the source of this 738-nucleotide messenger RNA. RefSeq names its product deleted in malignant brain tumors 1 protein-like. Gene Ontology annotation, cellular component: membrane. NCBI's taxonomy places the organism in Eukaryota, Metazoa, Mollusca, Bivalvia, Myida, Dreissenidae. The transcript has 7 exons. The coding region runs from base 13 to 678 and encodes 221 amino acids. The record is from RefSeq and is a predicted model, not a curated record.